AUGACAGCCUUUCUCGGAAAGCCGAAGAAGCCAAAGAAAGAAAAAGGCGGGAAAGCCAAAAAGGGCAAAUUUAAAUUGCCCAUGGUAAUUUGCACGAAUGGCGACAUCGAAAGAACUGAAGGCGGUAACCCACCUGUUGAAUUCAUACAGUAUACAGCAUGCAUCACCGACACGAAUCCGAUCGAGAAGGGAACCGCAGUUGAUACAAAGGACAAAUAUUUCAAGACGCCCCUCAUGAUUGCUUGCGCCCUAGGCAACAUUGAAAUCGUGAAAAUGCUACUCGAUAAAAAGGCCAAUGUGAAUGUGACGGAUAAUUUCAAGUGGACAGCAUUGCACCAUGCGUGUCACGGCGGUCAGCUGGAAGUAGUCAAGUUGCUGAUGGAACAUGGCGGUGAUAUAAAUGCUCUCUCCUUAAACGGGGGCACGCCACUGACCAGGGCCAUCGAGAGUUCGGCUUUUGAUGUCGUCCAGUUCCUGAUUGAUUCCGGAGCCAAACUGCAGACAGAAACCAGAAAAGGUAAGUCGAUUUUUUUGUUUCUUUUACUCAACUCUCUUCCUCUGGCGGGUGUGUCACUGAGAAACCGGAUGGAAAAAUAUAAUUUUUUUUUAGCCAACUCGAACUGA
Molecule: messenger RNA, 624 nt
Organism: Acanthosepion pharaonis
Lineage: Eukaryota; Metazoa; Mollusca; Cephalopoda; Sepiida; Sepiidae
Source: the annotation of a GenBank genome assembly